UGAUUGGUCGAUGUACGUCGCAUCUUAUGCCGCUUCGUGUUUGUUUUGCUGCGUGUCACCUGUACUAGUGGCAGAGCGAAGGUCCCGCAAAUUAGAAAUGUCUCUAGACAAUAUGCGGGGCAGUUAUGGACGUUGUCCACCGUUUCUGGUUGCAGGCUUACUGGUAGUGUGUAUUAUUUUAACAUUCAAUUGGUGGUCAUUGUCGUCUCAGAAUUACGAUCUGAUCAAACAGAUAGAGGAGUUGGGAGAACAGUUAAAAAUAAGCUCUGAAGAGCAGGAAUUAUGUGUCCAUCAUCGGCUGUCGGCGGAGGGGCGGAUGAAGAUUCUGGAUGCGGAGGUCGCCCAGGUUAGGGUGAAUCUCUUGCAGGAACGCACAGAUAACGACGAAAUGAAAAAGACGCUGGAAACCAAGGACGAGGAGUUAAGAAAAGCGAAGAAGGAACAGGAGAAUAGCCAGAAGUCUACAAAUAUAUGCAAAACAGAACUGGAAUCCAUUAAGAAGCUUGAGAUAACUAAAGAUGGAACUAUCGAAUCGUUGCAGCUCGAGAAGAAACAGCUCUUAGGCCAGCUGAACAAGCAGAAGGAAAAGAUUCAGAGUCUGGAGGAUGAAUUGAAGCAGGCUCAAGCUGCUCUUGAGGAGGCCUUCAAGAAAAAGCUUCCGGACGUGCCAGGAGCCCAAGAAAAGGCAUCUCCAGCUCCCCCUCUGAAGCUGAGUGACAACGGAAUGGCAGUGGGCGGAGACCACGAGCGAGAUGGAGCACAGGAAAUGGAAAGAGCAGAGAACGAAGAGAACAAUGCAGGAGAGAGGGGUGACGAUGCCAAUCCAGAAGAGGGGGCUGGCGAUAAUGGUCCGGAAGGUCCUGUGGGGGAGGAACCAGCAGCACAAAUGAAUCGACUCAAGUGAUUUUAAACAACUUCCAGUUUAAUUUGAUAAUUUUUAAAAUGUACACAAACACAAAGACACUUGUAACAAGUGGACUGUCACUAGAAACGUUGUAAAGUUGUCCCUGUGCUCAAUUAAGCACCACAGUGUGAAGACUUGGUUGAGAGGAGGUAUAGCAAAAUAACCUUUUGGCAAGUUUGGUCCAGUGGGAAAGCUGUGACACUUUGUUAAAAAGGAUUUGUUCAAAAAAAGCUAGUGAAGGUUACUGUCUCUGAAACUAUGCCCAUAGGGUGUGCAAACCUUGAUGCCAUUUAAUCAAGGUUAACGCAACUUUCCUCUGGUGUCACAGCGUGUAACAUUAGUUUUCUUGGUGUGGUGAAAGUUGUGAGGCAAUGCAAAAAAUAUACAUCACAUUUGUAAGUGACAUGUCAGAGAAAGAGACGUAAGUCUCGCUGUUGGCAUAACUGUAGACACCAAAAUGUUGUAAUUAUUUUAUAGGUUUAAAUGAGUGCAAACCACAGUAUUGUAUUAUUGUACAACUGAGUAUUAAUGUAGAUACACCUUGUGUGUGUUGCGUGAAUAUAUUUCAGAAUAUCUAGAACCGGUGCACUGCACAUGUGUAUCGUAUGCAACCCAGCAAGUAUGCACACCUUGUGCUUCUGAUAUAUGUUGACAGAAAUGUAAUAUAUAUUUAAAAUGUAACUUUCCUGUCAAGUUAUCUGCAGCAUACUGCAGAAGCUUUCCUUGGGAGUAAAGUGGCUAGAACAUGAAGGUGAUAACUGAA
Cryptotermes secundus is the source of this 1667-nucleotide messenger RNA. RefSeq names its product protein CASC4. NCBI's taxonomy places the organism in Eukaryota, Metazoa, Arthropoda, Insecta, Blattodea, Kalotermitidae. The transcript is spliced from 6 exons. The coding region runs from base 11 to 904 and encodes 297 amino acids. The record is from RefSeq and is a predicted model, not a curated record.